CAAUGAGUCUUGGUCUUUUCUCCUGUAAUUGCGAAACUGUACGAUAACUGAAAAGUUUUUUUCAAUGAAAAUGAUACGCGUCUGGCAAUUUUCAUUAAAGACUUAAGAAAAAUUGAUAUUUAUUUCAGCUGGUAAUUAACGAUUAACCAGCUAUAAAUGUUCAUAAGAAAUCAAAGAUUACUUAAAUUGUAAAUAACAGAUCUUUCAAAGAAAAAUUUAUGAAACAAUCCGUUGAAUAGCAAAUCUAUAAUUCUUUAGGAUCAAAGAUUGAAAACGAUUUGCGAUUGUGAACAUCUUAGUAAGAAUUAAACGCCGAUUGACGAGUAAUCAGAGAUUCAUAAAACUAUGAUUAUCCAUUGAAUCUUGAUCGACUGUAAAUGCCGGUCUGUAAAAAGAUCUUUGCAAGAUUCUUCGUGACACGCGUUCAAUGGAAAGAUAUGUGAAGACACUUAACAGCACAUCACCAAUUAUAUCACAGAUUAUUCGUGGCACGAGUCGAGAAUUUUUAAUUGAAUAAAGCUCGAGUUAAAUCGAAUAAGUCUCGAUCCGUAGAGUGCUGACCUAAGCGAGUGAGUUUUUCGGGAUGAUCUUUGGUCGCAACUCUCGGACUCGUUCACGCAUGAUCACACGCGUCGUCGGGGAUCAUCAUGUCGAGCGCGAUUAAUCGCGAUAUGCGCUAAUCGUCAAUCGGCCCACGCGUGUGUCGCAGAUCUGUUAGCGCGAACAUUUGCGAGCGACUCGCGCUAGUCAUAGAAUUAUACUAGAUUGCUGACAGCUUAAGUAGACGGUGGAAUGAUCGCGGCGACUUGGAGAAAUCUUUCGAGAUCGAUAAAGGAUCAUGCGUGUUAGAUGUGCGAGUAUCGACGAGCCUGCGAGCUAAAAGGAUAAUCCGGGAUAGCCGAAGAAGAAGGAACAGAAAUAGGAAGUGCGAGCCUCCUUGCGCAGGAUGUUCGCAUCGUUGUUGCUGACGGCCUGGAUCGUCCUGACAUGCCGACUUGUCCAGGACGGGGUAGCGACGGGGCAACGUUACACUCCGAUUCCCACGCAAGAGCUGGACAACACUUUGCAAUCUGUGCCACCGCUCGGGCCGAACGUGUGCAGGUCGAGGUACAAAAACUAUUGUUGUCCAGGAUGGUCGAAGAAGCCGGAAACGGGCCUGUGCGUUAUUCCUGUUUGCGCAAGACGCUGUGGCUCCCUAGGAAAAUGUAUAAGACCCAAUAUUUGUUUAUGCGAGGGUGGUGUCGUCGCUUCAAGUUGUACGAACGGGCAAAGCAAAGUUAUCGUUUCCGAGACCGGAAAUGGCGCAAACGGCGACCGCGGUGAAAGCGGUAGAUGUAAAGUCCAUUGCAUAAAUGGAAACUGCGUUGAUGGCCGCUGCCAAUGUCGCAGCGGAUAUCAGGGAGAGUUCUGCAACGAACCUAUUUGCCGAGAGCCCUGUCUGAACCAAGGAAGAUGCAUCGGUCCAGAUCGUUGCGCCUGUAUUUAUGGCUACACCGGAAGACGCUGCGAGACCGAUUACAGAACCGGGCCCUGUUUCACGAAAGUGAAAAACGGUCAGUGCCUGGCUAGUCUUCAAGGCGUCGUCUGCACACGACAGUUGUGCUGCGCCACCGUUGGCAAGGGCUGGGGUCAUCCUUGCGAGAAGUGCCCUGCCAGAUUAGACUGCGAACUGGGUUAUCUGAAGACCAAUCAGGGCCAAUGCGUCGAUAUCAACGAGUGCGAAGCGAUCCCCGGACUCUGUCAAGGCGGAAAGUGCCUGAAUACUCCCGGUUCGUUCACUUGCGAAUGUCCUGUGGGACAAGCGAGGGAUCCCGACACCAACGAAUGCAAGGACAGAGACGAGUGUCAGGAAGAAGGCAUCUGCGCCGACGGUCGUUGCAUAAACACAAACGGCGGUUAUUAUUGCCACUGCAAUCCCGGAUUUAUACAGAGCCAGGACCGCAAAUAUUGCAUCGAUGGCAGACAAGGGUUGUGUUACACAGCGGUGAAUCGCAACGGACAAUGCAGAAAUCGACUAGCGAUGAGACUAAGCAAGAAGGACUGUUGCUGCGGCAAGAACAUGGGUCGAGGAUGGGGCGACGAAUGCUUUAUCUGUCCUAAUCCAGGCAGUGACGAUUACAACAGGCUUUGCUCGCAACUGCAGUCGAUCACCGAGGUGAACGAGUGCGCGCUCCGGCCGGACAUCUGUGGCCACGGGAAGUGCAUCGACAUCAAGGAAGGAUACGAAUGCGAAUGCGAUCUGGGAUACGCGAGGAAGCCCGGCGGUAGGUGCGAGGACGUGGACGAGUGCCAGUUAGAUUACUGCCAGGGCGGAAUCUGUCGCAAUUUUCCCGGCAGCUUCGCCUGCGACUGCCCGCCCGGCUUCGUCGUUUCCGGCGAGGGCAGAUACUGCACCGAUCACGAUGAAUGCCAGGACACUGGCAUGUGCUCCAACGGACAUUGUAUCAACAUGAACGGGUCCUUCAAGUGCAAGUGUAACGACGGUUACACGCUGUCGCCGACUAGAAACACUUGUAUAGACAUCAACGAGUGUUUGGAAAAUCCGAGAAUUUGCCUAAACGGUCGCUGCGAAAACACGCCGGGAUCCUAUCAUUGCAUCUGUCAAUCAGGCUUCACUCCUUCAAGGGACAAUACCUUCUGCGUGGACAUGGACGAGUGUUCCACCAGUGGAAUGUGCGAAAACGGCAAAUGCGUCAACAUGGAGGGCUCCUUCAAGUGCGUUUGCGACUCCGGCUUCAGGAUCGGUCCCGAUCUGAGCCACUGCAUUGAUAUCGACGAGUGUAUAAGCUCGCCCUGCCAAAAUGGACGUUGCGUCAACACGCCCGGAAGUUUCCAGUGUGAGUGCCAUCCAGGAUUCAACCUGGGCCCCGACGGCAGAUCCUGUUUAGAUACGAGAAGAGAUCUGUGCUAUUCGCAGUACAGAGACGGCCAGUGCUCCAACCCGACGUCCACUGCCGUGACAAAAUCGAGUUGUUGCUGCUGCACGGUGAUCUUGGGCCAGCCGUUGGGCUGGGGCAGCACCUGCCAACCCUGCCCGCUACCGGACACUUCGGAGUUCGAAGCCUUGUGUCCGCACGGAGCCGGAAUGACUUACAAUGGCGACGACAUCAACGAGUGCGCUCAGAAUCCAAAUAUUUGUAUUAACGGCGGAUGCGAGAAUCUUAUGGGAACAUAUCGGUGCAUUUGCGAUAACGGAUACGAAGUGGAUGCGACAGGAAAAAUAUGCAGCGACAUUAACGAGUGCGAAUUGGAGGAUUCCUUGUGUAGCGGUGGCCAGUGUCGAAAUACACCCGGUAGCUUCCAAUGUAUUUGUCCGACGGGAAUGAGAUACAAUACGCAGAAUCAAAUGUGCGAGGACAUAGACGAGUGCGAGGAGUUGGGACCGGACGUGUGCUUCAAUGGCAUCUGCAUUAACACUCCGGGCGCUUACGAGUGUGAAUGCUCUCCGGGAUACAUUCUCGACAACACCGGUCACAUUUGCAUGGACAAUCGAAGAGGCUCCUGCUGGACCAAGAUGAUAGAUGGUCGCUGCGAGAACAAUUUACCGAGACUGGCCCUGCGUUCGGAGUGCUGCUGCUCGGUCGGCGUGGCUUGGGGCAGCCCUUGCGAAAUCUGCGAUCACACCUUCUGUGAGUGUUCGAAGGGCUACGCGAAAGUGGACGGCAAAGGUUGUGCGGAUAUCAAUGAAUGCGAGCUCAACAGCGGAAUCUGCAAGGGCGGCACUUGCGUUAACACCGACGGCUCAUAUCGGUGCGAAUGCCCGCCUGGCCUCACCUUGGACGCGACACACAGCACUUGCAUCGACACCAGACAAGAAACGUGCUACUUGGAUUAUCGCCACAGUCAGUGCAGCAGUCCCAUAGAGGGUCAUUUCUCGAAGAUGCUCUGCUGCUGCUCCGUGGGUCGUGCCUGGGGCACCGAUAAAUGCGAGCUAUGUCCCAAGAUAGGCACGCCGGCUCACGCGGAGCUGUGUCCGCGCGGGGAUGGCUUCACCGAGCGCCAGGAUAUCAACGAGUGCGUCGAGUUUCCGGGUAUGUGCCAGAACGGCAGAUGCAAGAACACGAUCGGCAGCUACAGUUGCAGAUGCAACCAGGGCUACGCACUCGACGAGCACGGUAUCAAGUGCAACGAUAUCGACGAGUGCGAGAUCACGCAUGGAGUGUGCGGUAACGGCACGUGCCGAAACACGCCUGGCAAUUUCCAAUGCGAUUGCAGCCCCGGUUAUCGCAGCAACGACAUCAUGAAGAUUUGCAUGGAUAUAAACGAGUGCGAGGAGACGCCAGGAUUGUGCCGCGGCGGCACGUGCGUCAACACCGAAGGAAGUUUCAACUGUCAAUGUCCGCCGGGACACGAACUGGGCCCUGACAAGCAAUCCUGCAAGGACAUCGACGAGUGCUCGAGGACCAGCGGUAUAUGCUCGAACGGCGUGUGCGAGAACAUGAUGGGUACCUAUCAAUGCAUUUGCGACGAUGGCUAUCAGCAGACGGGCCUCAGAUCGCAUUGCGAGGACAUUAACGAAUGCGCGAUCGGCAAUGGUGGCUGCGAGGAUGUCUGCAUCAACACGCCGGGCAGUUUCUCCUGCUCCUGCCGCACUGGCUACGCCUUGAACUUAGACGGUCGAUCCUGCGUGGACGUAGACGAGUGCAAGGAGAAUCCUCGAAUCUGCAAUGGAGGUAAAUGCAGAAACACAGCGGGCGGCUACGUGUGCAACUGCACGAACGGUUUGUUACCCGGGCGAGACGGUAUAUCCUGCAUAGAUGUAGACGAGUGCGUGACGCAGCCGCGAAUAUGCGGAUUCGGCGAGUGCUACAAUACAAUCGGCUCCUUCAAUUGCCGCUGCGAGGAAGGAUACUCGGUGAAGCCGGCGGAAGGACCAGCGUGCACCGACGACGACGAGUGCCGGUUGAACGCCUAUUCCUGCAGCGAAUUCGCCGAAUGCCAGAACACUCAGGGCUCGUACGUGUGCACUUGUCACGAGGGCUUCACCGGAAAUGGAAUCGAAUGCUGGGAUAUCAACGAGUGCUCCACGAAUAACGGCGGCUGCGACUCUAACGCGCACUGCAUCAACACUGAAGGUUCCUUCAAGUGCGUGUGCGACGCUGGUUUUCGGGGCGACGGUUAUAGCUGCAAGGACAUUGACGAAUGUACGGAGGACAACACGCUCUGCGAGAACGGACACUGCCUGAAUUAUCCAGGAGCUUAUCGAUGCGAGUGCGAGAUGGGUUUCAUGCAUCCGGACGAACACAACGAGCAAGCGUGUGUAGACAUCAACGAAUGCGAGAUGUUCAACAACCUGUGCGUUUUCGGCCGCUGUGAGAACAUUUUCGGCAUGUUUCGCUGCGAAUGCAACGAGGGCUACAAACUUGACAGCUCCGGCGGCAAUUGUACCGACCUGGACGAGUGCGAAAGUCCGCAAUCUUGUCAAUAUGGUACUUGCAUCAACACGCAAGGCAAAUACAUUUGCAGGUGCCCGCCGCAUCACGAGCUAGUGGAAGCCGGAAAUGCUUGCGUCGAUAGACGCGAGUCGCUUUGCUUCACGGGUUACGAGCACGGCACCGGAAGACCGCAAUGCGUCUUCGACAUUGCGUCGUCGGUGACGAAAGCAACGUGUUGCUGUAGCAUUGGUACCGCGUGGGGCAAUCGUUGCGAGGAGUGUCCGCAGGUCGGCACGACGGAAUACGACCAGCUGUGCCCUAGUGGCCCGGGAUAUAGACCGAAUCGCGUGACUGUUAUCCUGGAAGACAUCAACGAAUGCGAGGAACACGAGAAUAUCUGUCAGAAUGGACAUUGCACCAACACGUUCGGGAGCUUCAUGUGCUCCUGCAACGAAGGCUUUAUUCUAGACGACUCUAAGACCAGCUGCAUCGACAUAAACGAAUGCGCGCUGCACCCAAGAAUAUGCGGCGUGGGAUACUGCAUCAAUGACCAAGGAAAAUACCACUGCGAAUGUCCCGAGGGAUACAUGGCAAUGCCCGGAGGAAAGGAGUGUGUUGACAUGAGAAAGGAGUCUUGUUACCUGACUUACGACUCUGGACAAUGCCUGAAUCCCAUGGUACAACCGCAGACCAAAAUGUUAUGUUGCUGUUCCAUGGGUGCAGCAUGGGGCAGCCUUUGCGAAAAAUGUCCUGGUGAAAGAACCCGUGAGCACGAGAUUCUGUGCGGUUUGGUGCCGGGACAAAUCAUGAAUCCGAUCACUAAUCAUUCCGAGGAGAUCGAUGAGUGCGCUCUGAUGCCAACGAUGUGCACUCACGGUCGGUGCAUGAAUACCGUCGGCAGCUUCGAGUGCCAGUGCGAUCGCGGCUUCGUUUACGACCAGGAUUCGCAUCAGUGCAUCGACGAGAACGAGUGUUUACAGAUUCCAAAUCCCUGCGGCGGGAACGCGCAGUGCAUUAAUCAGCAGGGCUACUUCGAAUGCGUGUGUCCAGUCGGCUAUAAACUCGGCCCUAGUCAGCGCGAUUGCGUCGACAUCGACGAGUGUUAUGAGCGACCCGGCAUCUGCAGUAACGGCGCGUGCAAUAAUUUGCAAGGCAGCUUUCAAUGCGUCUGUCAUUCCGGAUUCUCGUUGACCCGUGACAGAGAUAACUGCGUCGACAUCGACGAGUGCCAGCGUAAUCCGAACAUAUGCAACAAUGGCACGUGCAUCAACACUCUAGGCUCGUACAAAUGCCAGUGUUAUCAAGGAUUCAAACUUAGUCCGAAUAAUGAUUGCGCAGAUAUCAAUGAAUGUCGAAUAAUGCCGUUUUUAUGCCGAAACGGCCGAUGUCGGAACACGAUUGGUGGAUUUGUUUGCGAGUGUGCAGACGGUUACGUGUUAGCGCAAGACGGCCAGCACUGCCGCGAUAUUGACGAAUGUCAUGAGAUACCAGGAUUGUGCCCAGUUCCUGGAAAAUGUCAAAAUCUAAUGGGAUCUUAUAUAUGUAGCUGUCCACCAGGAUACGAACUGGAUCAUACGAGAAAAAAAUGUGUCGACGUGGACGAAUGCGUGGAGACGCGAGAUAUUUGUGAAAAUGGACAGUGCAUUAACACGGAAGGCGGUGUAAUCUGCGAGUGUCCGGUCGGAUAUCGGCUAAGCGACCGGCCAAACUCGAUGAGGUGCAUAGACGUGAGGGAAGAGCAAUGCUACGACAACUACAGACGAGGGCAGUGCACCUUUCCACGUGAAGGUGGAAUGACCAAAAAACACUGCUGUUGCACGAUGGGCAAGGCUUGGGGCCGCUAUUGCGAACAAUGUCCGCUGGAAAAUAGCGAUGAGUUCAAGAGGCUGUGCCCAGAAGGGCCGGGGCGGGACGACACGGGAAUCGAUCUGAACGAAUGUCUGUUUAUGCCUGACGCGUGUUCCGGUGGUGAGUGUAUCAAUACAGACGGCUCAUUCCGAUGCGAGUGUCCGACGGGGUACGCGCUGGACGAGACCGGGAGACGGUGUGUGGACAGCAACGAGUGCCUGAGCGUGCAGAAUAUUUGCGGCAACGGCACUUGCCGCAACAUCGACGGCGGCUUCGAGUGCUCGUGCAAUGACGGCUUCGCGCCGGGCGCUAAUCAGGUCUGCGAGGAUGUGAACGAGUGCCUGGAGAUGGGCAGUCAGUGCGCCUUCAGGUGCCACAACGCGCCGGGCUCCUUCCGGUGCAUCUGCCCGUACGGAUACACCCUGGCGCCCGACGGCCGUCAUUGCGUAGACGUCGACGAAUGCGCGACGCCGGCGAACGAUUGCAGAUUCCAGUGCAAGAAUCUGAUCGGCACCUUCAUGUGCAUCUGUCCACCUGGCUAUCAGAAAAUAGGAACGAUAGACGAGUGCAAAGAUAUCAACGAAUGCUCUAUUAAUUCUGGUCUUUGCCAACAUGGUCGUUGCAUUAAUCUGGAAGGAAGUUACGAAUGCCGCUGCUAUGACGGUUUCGAGCAAAGCGCGGACGGAAAAUCGUGCAUCGACCGAAGAGUCGGCUAUUGUUUCCUGCAAACGAUCGGCGGCAGAUGCACCGCGAGAACGUCGGAGCUGCGCACGGUUACCAAGGCGGACUGUUGCUGCACAAUGGGAGCGGCAUGGGGACCACAUUGCGAGAUCUGUCCGUCCAAAGACUCAGACAAUUAUAACGAGCUCUGUCUGGACAAAGGAUUCUCCGUGGACGGACAAGAUAUCGACGAAUGCAAGACCAUCCCCGAUCUCUGCAGGAAUGGUCUGUGCGUCAACACUCUCGGUUCCUACAGAUGCAUCUGCAACAAAGGCUACAAGGCCGACAAGUCUGGUAUUCAAUGUGUCGACAUCAACGAAUGCGAAUUAACGCCGACACCAUGCAAAUACAACUGCCAAAACACCGAGGGCAGUUUCAUUUGCUCAUGUCCAUCGGGCUUCAUCCUAAAUCCCGACGGCGUCAGCUGCCGAGAUUUAGACGAAUGCACAACCGAAAAUCACUUGUGCCAGCAAAAUUGCAUAAACACGCCAGGAAGCUACUCCUGCGGCUGUCAAGAAGGCUAUAUUCAACAAGGCGACGCGUGUCAUGAUAUAAACGAAUGCGAUCAGCCGGGUAUUUGCCCGAGGCCUGGCAAGUGUAUUAACACUCUGGGCAGUUUUCAAUGCAUCUGUCCGAGAGGCUUUAAGCUGGACCACACCGGACGAUUUUGUACAGAUCACAAUGAGUGCGCCGACGAUGCCAAUUGCGAGCAUGGCUGUCAGAAUUUCAUGGGCAGUUAUCGCUGCGGAUGUCCGGACGGCUUUGUUCAACACCUUUAUUAUAAUCAGUGCAUCGACGAAAACGAAUGCAACACGUCGCCGUGCGGCGACAGCACCUGCAUUAACACGAUUGGCAGUUACAAAUGCGGCUGUCCCGAUGGUUAUCAGUUCGAUAAUAAUCUGGCAAUUUGUGUGCAGGUAAACGCCGGAUGUCUCGGAAGUCCUUGCGCCUUCGGAUGCACCCCGAACGGAGUCAACGGAUUUAUUUGCGGCUGCCCUACCGGUUACCAGCGAAUAGGACAGGGCCAUUGCUUGUCCACCAUUAAUCCUUUGACGCCAGGACGUUACGAUGAAGAGAUCGGCAACGUGCCGACCUUCCAAAUCAAUCCUGAUCCUUAUCACAUACCGCCGGCGGACGAUAAGAUAAUUUCAACGGAAGGAUGCUUUUCGUGCAAGAUAAACGGAAACGGACGGCACAGAAGAGGCGCUAGAAACAAAACGAUGAAUGAAGAAAUCAAGACAAGAAGAAGUGAAGUAAUAAAAAGACGCCGAAACGGAACUAAACGGAGGAGACAUCAUCACGGAAUGGAACACGUGCUUAAAAUCAGUCUACGUCAAACGAGGCAUCGCACGCGGAUUAUCAAACUGCAGUCCGCCAUUAAGGGCGAGGACAUGGAUUACACCAUUGCGCGGGGCAACAAUAACGGCCACUUCGAGAUCGUCCGGGAACGCGGCAUUUCCGCUUUGCACUUCCGGCACCGGCUGAAGAAACCCGGCAAGUUUCGCGUAGUGAUCCACGGUCGUCCCAGAAACAUGACGGCAACGAGAACGGAAUGGGAGAAACCGCUGACGUUCACGGUUCAUCUCGUAGUCACGGAAUGAGAAUGGAAGAAGGACCAAGGACAAUCGAAUCACGUGAGAAGACACUGCCCGACACUGCGUUACGCUUUUUUUUUUAGUCAAUUUCGCGAAAUUGUUUUGAGUUACGGUAUAAAGUAUUAAAGAAGACGCCAACGUACGAGAAGGGCGCGAAUGCAGAGCGAACAAUAUUUAAUUUAGAAUUUUUUUAAUAGAGCAAGGAUAUAUAUUAUUAUAUAAAAUGUAGAGAGGCGCUGUCGAGCGUCUCGAAUCUUUGUGUUCACUCGCGCACAAAUUGCAUUAUUUAACUGCCAGAUAAUAAAUAUUUUAUUUACAAGCAACAACGAUUCUUUGUGACUGCCAGCUUGCGAUAACUUUGACUACACCUACACUGCCAAUGUGCCUAUCGAGUGCUUUACACUCUUUCGAUAGUCAACGUUUUAUAUUUACUUGCUUAUCGGCUCGCACGCGCGUCGAAAGAAUUCUGCUAAACAUUUCGUCAAACGUAAUUAGAUACACUUCCGUGUAUUAAAUAAAAUUCAACGAGAAAUCGAAACGCUAAUAAUUUUCACGCGUUCAUCAAGAAAACGCGAACAUAUAAAAACGUGCUUUACUUGCCUAUCAUUAUUAUGUAAGUAUACGAUUAGAUUAGAUCCCAAUUAUCUAAUCAUUAAGAGAGUAACACGCUAGAGAUGUACAAACGCUAGAUUAUUGUAGCUUUAAGCGAGCAAACGCACGUGUACACAAUUACGCAAACGUAGCUUUAUAUAUUUAUAAAUUUUAGUUCGAGACAAAGCGCGCGGCACGAAUGCAGUUUCACGUACAAAAUCAGCAUACAUCUUGCGCUUAAACCUCAAAGAGAAUAUUCAUAUAUUUGAUUAAGUUAUGACGUUUUGUGCCUAUUAGUAAGAAUUUUAAUUAUGUAUAAUAAUAAAAUAUACGUCAAAAUAGUAUAAUUCUGUUAAUAACGUAUAAUUCUAUUAAAAUAAUUCCGAGUAAACCUUUAAAAAAAACCGUUCAGAAGGACGAUGCAAAAUUCUAUCGAUGAAACAAAUAAUUAAAAAAAAAUAUUGCAUUACAUAUUGUCAAUUUCUUUUUUUAUGCGACUCACAAAAUAAAUCUCAUGGAACAUCCCUCGUAUAUAAAGUUCAAAGAUUACCGAGCGCGGAAACGGUAACACCAGUAACUAGAGUAUUGACGCACAGAUUAUGAUUGUAACCGCCUCCCAGUACGUCGAAUAACCGCAGGGGUUCAAUACAGUGCUGGUAAAUGCAACUCGAAUACUGUACAGUCGACCGGAGAUAUAAUACCGGUUGGCAAAUUAUUCUUGACGUUCACGUAGGUUCAACUGUCGGCGUUGAUCAUCGGAACAAUGCUUAUAUAAAUUCAGCUCUUUCGAGCCUAUAUCCUGC
Linepithema humile (Argentine ant) is the source of this 10932-nucleotide messenger RNA. NCBI's taxonomy places the organism in Eukaryota, Metazoa, Arthropoda, Insecta, Hymenoptera, Formicidae. The record is from RefSeq and is a predicted model, not a curated record.